Messenger RNA from Dovyalis caffra, 339 nucleotides. The record is from the annotation of a GenBank genome assembly. Lineage: Eukaryota; Viridiplantae; Streptophyta; Magnoliopsida; Malpighiales; Salicaceae.
AUGGCGUCAAGCAAACGCCACCAAAAGUCAUUUAACAUGAUGCAUUCUGAAAAUCUUGAGAAUAGAAGAAUCAACAGAAAAAUAAACAAGCUGAAAGUAGAGAUGGCAGAGAUAAGCGAGCAACAAGAAUAUAUCAAACUAGGGCAAAAGGAAAUGAGAGAAAGGUUUGAAGCGAUAGAUUCAGAAUGUGACCAACUCAAAAAGGAGACAGAACAAAUAUCUCACGCGAGCGAGAACGUGCAACUUCGUCUCAAUAUCAUGCUUAAUAUCUUGAAGGCACAACAAGCGAAUGACUUUGCAAAAGCUGCCGAUCUUACUUGCUCUCUCGGUUUGGUCUAA